Messenger RNA from Populus trichocarpa (black cottonwood), 1669 nucleotides. Its product is annotated as probable transcriptional regulatory protein At2g25830. NCBI's taxonomy places the organism in Eukaryota, Viridiplantae, Streptophyta, Magnoliopsida, Malpighiales, Salicaceae. Gene Ontology annotation, cellular component: chloroplast. The transcript has 7 exons. The record is from RefSeq and is a predicted model, not a curated record. Bases 107 to 1087 code for a protein of 326 amino acids.
GCUAAAACAAUUCUGGGAUUUCAAGGGACACAUGGGCAUUGCAUCUUUGCAAAGACAAGAUUUUGUUGCUGCAACCUAAGUAGUAUUUCAAUAAAAACAAAAUCAAAUGAGAGGAGUAGGUGCGAUUCUCCACAGGUUCUCAAAUGGGAUCUCUUUAAAAUGCCCAACACAUUCACUUUCAAUUCAAAGGAGUGUUUUUCUUGGAAGCAUGGAUGCAUUAUUAUCAUCAAAUAGUAGCAAUUCCUCUAGUUUGUUAUUGCUAUAUGAAGAGAAACACAGGGAUAGUAGUGGCUAUCAAGUCAAGAAUGUUAGAAAGAUAUGGACUUUCCCUCCUGUUUGUAUGGGCAGGCGUUCUUGUAAAAUUGCUGGCAGAAAGGGAGCUCAAGAUGCAAAGAAGGCAAAAUUGUAUUGUAGGAUUGGGAAGGAAGUUGUAUCUGCUGUAAAGAAAGGCGGUCCAAAUCCAGAAUCAAAUACAGCUCUGGCUGCUUUAAUUGAUAAAUUCAAGGAGCUUGAUGUACCCAAGGAAAUUUUGGAGCGCAAUAUCAAGAGGGCUUCUGAGAAGGGACAAGAGGCUUUCAUUGAGAAAAUUUAUGAGGUAUAUGGUCUCGGUGGAGUUAGUAUUGUAGUGGAGGUCUCGACAGAUAAAAUAAAAAGAUCCGUGGCAGUUAUCAGAGAGGUGGUCAAGGACUAUGGAGGAAAGAUGGCAGAUCCAGGAUCUGUAUUGUUCAAGUUUAGACGUGCCAGGGUUGUGAAUAUUAAAGUCACAGAUGCUGAUAGAGAUCAGCUCCUUGGCAUUGCAUUAGAUGCUGGUGCUGAGGAUGUUAUUGAACCUCCAACAUAUGAAGAUGAUUCUGAUGAGGAUAGGUCAGAAAGCUACUAUAAAGUUGUCAGUCCAGCAGAGAACUAUGCAGCAAUAUUGUCAAAAUUACGCAAUGAAGGAAUAAGUUUUGAGACUGAUAAUGGCUCUGAGCUACUUCCCAUAACACCUAUUGAGGUAGAUGAUGAGGCAGUAGAGUUGAACAAAGUACUCAUGUCUAAAUUACUUGAACUUGAUGAUGUCGAUGCUGUUUACACGGACCAGAAGUAAUGAAAUCCCUCACUGGGUUGUUUUCUCAGUUUUUUAUUUGAAGUCUUAAUAGUGCAGGACAGCCUUUAUGGAUCUGGUCCACUCACAUGAUACAAGGCUUAUUUUGCCCACCAACUCCAUGGAAAGGUUGUAGCUGUUGCAGGAGAGUGGCAGGUUUUAUACAUUGAUUUCCAUCUUAUAGAUUAUUUGAUUACCAAAUUGAUUAGAACAGUAGCCCCACAUUUGUUUCCCCACGCUCAAUCUUUCUGCAACAACAAUGUAAAGCAUAUUCUGUGAUGUGACCGUAAGCCUGGUUUUGGGAACCCGGCAAUAACAGCUGUUUUGUCAAACCCCAGUUUCUAGAAUCAGGCCCGUUCCUUCUACGCUUGAGCUGAGCAACUUGUGCCAGGGCUAAACUAAGAAAACUUUGUCAUGUCUACUAGUUUCAUACAUGAUGAUUUGCUAGUUCCAUGUUUUAACUUCCUGACAUGAAUCCUCUGAACUCAGAUAUUCCUGUCACUGGAUUGUACCAAAACAUCCCUUUCUUGAGAGAGAACCAUUUCCUUCUCAUCCUUUUCUAUCUAAUUGUUCAAUUCGGCUCCA